AUGAGUAUAAAGAAUGUCAGUGCGCACGGUAGAGGAGCAAGUAGUAUUGAUAGUGGAGCAAGUAGCGUACUUUAUAGUAGCUCAGAAACCAGUAGCUCACAUAAUGGCAGCUCAGAAGGUAGCAGCUCAGAAGGUAGUAAAUCAGGAGGCAAUAGCUCACAUGGAAAUAAUAAUUCAAAGCACGGAGGACAUGGUAAGCAAAAGGGCAAACCAUACUCAGCUUCAAACUUAUCACAAAUAGCCUAUACUGCCUGUUCUCAGUUGGUUUCUGCUACUGCAACAUUUUGCGAUUCAAAUUCGGACUAUGCUGAUGCAUGUUUCUGUGUUGAUCCAAAUGCUUUAGCUACAAUUGCCGGUUGUUAUCAUAUAGCUAACAAGGCAUCUAAAGAGAACGUAAAAACAUUAAGUUCAAACUGUGAAGAAUAUAAAGCUAAGAUUAGUUUUGACCAAUUCGAAGCAGCAUAUAAAAAUUAUACUUUGUACGCUAAAGAAAUAAGCGAAAUUCAAAAUUUUGAUGCUUCUGUUCCCGUGGAUGUUCCAAUUAAGCUAAAUGCGACAUCA
Debaryomyces fabryi is the source of this 561-nucleotide messenger RNA. RefSeq lists its product as uncharacterized. Lineage: Eukaryota; Fungi; Ascomycota; Pichiomycetes; Serinales; Debaryomycetaceae. The transcript has a single exon. The annotation marks the transcript as partial. The record is from RefSeq and is a predicted model, not a curated record.